CAGUGGUCAGUGGUCUUUCCACAACAGACAAAGCAGGCAGUUGCUACUUUCAUCAUGACCGACUCUCCCAUGAUGCCUCGCAGCGUGGCAGCCAGCUGACGAGAACCGGGGUGGAAGUGUCGUUCGUGGACCUGUAGUCUAAAUUCAUUUACAUUUUUAACCGUAAAUUGUUAACUUUCUGGUGGUACCCUUGGUGAAAUAAAGGUCUGCAGUCAUGGCGUGUUUUAUAUGAAGUGAGGCACAUUUUAUUGGAAUGGAACCUUUGGACCACUCGAAAGCGAUGCAUUUGCAGGACCCCUAUAAUCUGGGGUUGGACCUCAACUCGAAUUUCAAAAAGAGCCACAUCCGUUCAAAAUCCAAAAAGGCUUUGGCAAAGACGCCUGCAUGGCGUGAUGUUGGCUCACUUGACCAAAGUCCAAUGAGUUUUUCAGGUGUAUCAGCCGAGCAGCGUAUUUCCCAGUGUCAUCCAGAAAUACCUGUGCAGAAUGUUUACUCAGAAGAGCCCACACGCAGAUCGCCAUAUUGUGCAAGUCCUCAUUUCAUCUCCCACCAAAGCAGGUUCAAUGGCCAUCCACCGGCUUCUUCCCCACACUACAGUUGCAGCCAAGGUGUAGUGAAGAAAAGAGAUGGUAGUGACUACAGUCCAGUCAACACGGCUCACGUAAUGCAAGUACCGUCACCUAUAUCUCAGAGGAUUGACCUUCGAAACGGGCAUAGAGGUUAUUCACCUAUGCAGCAGUUUGAUAGGAAAACAGUGGUAUCCUCCACGGACAGUAAAAAAUGCCAGGCAACUGCAUUCAAUGUGACCAAAUUUGCAUCACAUCAGGGCUACAAGGCGUCUGUUGAGAGCAGCGUCGGUGGAGCCAUCGCCUCACUGUGUAGUCAGGCCGCAGCUCGUAGUUCUGGAAAGGUCAUCACCGAAAUCAGACCUGUUUCCUCCCCAGAAGCUGUUGGCAGUGACAGUAGUGACGUCAUCGAGGUGCCUUUGACCAACUGCGUAAAGAAUACCACCCAAAGUCCUCAUCAUCAUAACAACAGCCAACAGGUUUCAGUCUGUGAUGUGUACCGCAACAGGGGACAGACCCAUCACACCCACCCCCCGAAUGCACGUAGCACUGGCUCCUCAGGGGAAAGCGAGGAGGAGGCCAUCUGCAUUCCAACAAGCGACUACUCUACCUCAAGUGCCGUGGCUUCCCACUACGUGAAAGCAGUGUCCAGAAGCCAUGCCUCCCUCCUCGGAGAGGCCUCUGGGGAUAUGCGUAGGGCUACAGAAGCGUACAGACAAUUGAGACCAAAGCAGGAGCCAACACAGCAGCUGAUCACCAGCCCCUCGUUUGGUGGUAGUCGACCCGAGGGCUCGCCUCCUGGCAAAGUCGCAUCCGAUGCCAUCCCUCCCGCCAAGCGGAGGCGGAAAAAACCACGCCGCCAGCGCCCAGGAGCCUCCUCUGGCCCACCGUGUCUGUUCCCCCCGCAGGAGCCAGAAAUCAAGCUGAAGUUCGCCAGCCAGGGCCAGAAGGAGGAGAGGAGAGACAGGGACAGCUUCUGCCCGUACGUGCGCAUGGAGGACCCGCGUCAGGAGUUUCCACUUUGCACCGUGGUCAACUGCCAGGAGGAGGACGAGGCCGUGCAGCAGAGGGGGAAGAAGAAGAAGAAGAAGGGCCAGGACACCACCUCCUCUUCCUCCUGUCAACUGGCUCAGGCCUCGGGGGCCAUGCCCAGCACCUCCUGCCUCCGCUUGGGCCGCCUGAGUGCGGAGAGCCGGGGGAGGCCCACACAGACCUGCUCCCUAUGUGGCUGGCCCGGCAACAGCAUGGGCAUGGGGGACCUGCAUGGUCCCUACGUCCCCGCUGAACACACGGCGACAACCUCCAAGUACACUACGGGUGGCCCGCUGGAGCAGAACCUGAGGGGGCAUCCCUGGGAGCUGGCAGCAAACGUGAACAGAACUGCGGCUGCUCCUGCAGGUUCCUCCUCCUUCCACAGUUCGCCAGGGAACCCCGGCAAGAGGGCGUGCAUAGACUGGACCCUGGAGUCGGCCAACAAGGAUCCAAGCGAGCGCUGGAUACACGAGGACUGCAGCAUCUGGUCGGCAGGCAUCUUCUUGGUCAAAGGCAGGCUGUACGGGCUGGAGGAGGCCAUCAGGAUAGCUGAGGAAACGGAGUGCUCUUGCUGCUACAAGGUGGGAGCCACACUGGGCUGUGUGUUCAAAGGCUGCUGCAAUAAGUACCACUACACCUGCGCCCUGCAGACAGAUUGUCUACUGAGCGAGGAGAACUUUUCCAUGAGAUGUCCUAAGCACAAGAACAAGUCAUCCCGACUUGUCACCAGAUGACACGCAAGAGGAGCUGGCUGCCAGUGAAGGUUGGCCACCGUUGCUGCUGCUGCUGCUGCUGGCCUGGAUGUAAUCGGGUGUAAUGAUGUGAUGUGAUGAGGACCCUCACGCUGUGCCUACUACACUGCUGUCCACCUCCUGCAGGGCAUGCAACCUGCCUCACUGUUUACAUUACAUGUUCCAUGUUGUCUUUUAUUAUUUAAAAAUGCUCUUUUUUAUUGUAUUGUAUUUAAAAGAUGGGGAGCUAUGUUUUUUGGGGAGAGGGGGGUAAGGGUCUAUUUUUACCUCUAUUGAUUUCUGGGUAGUUCAGUUGCUUAAAGAUUGUCCACUGGGGGCAUUAAUGAGUUGGUGGUACUCCAGCCUCGUGGCUAUUUCACCUGAAAAGGCUUGAAAGUUUACUAAGGGCCAUUUUCGACAGAUUUUGUGCCUGAUGUCCAACCUUUCUUUAUUUGUAAUUUAUUUUUUUGUAGUUUACAAAAAAAAGAAAUGUUUUAGAAUUUUUAGAUUUUUAUAUUUAUUGUUUCUGACCUGCAUUUCUUUUAAUAUUUGUAUUUAUUGAUUGAAAAUCAGUGUAUAGGGAUCACUGUAGAAUGGUCCCAUUUUAGAAACCUUCAAAAUGACAUUGGCAUUCCAAGCACUGUUCAUCUUACUACAGGUAUACUGCACUUGUGUUCUGACAAGAGGCCUGAUGGGCAUACACUGCACUCUGCUUAAAAGGAUAGGCAAGUAUCCACAAAGACCACACUUACUUUGGCCAAAAUGGAUCAUACCUUUGUUCCUACUCUUAAUGAUGAUACAAAUUGUGGUUUGUGAACUGCUGCAGCAGUGAUUGUUUUUUUUCCCUUUUCUCCUUUGUGAAUCCAUGCUUACUCUGAAAUAUCAUCCCUGCAAAAUGUUGACAUUUGCUUUAAUUUCCCUUGUCUACCUGCGGCAGUUUCCUCUUUCAGUUCUUGCAUAACAUGCCAGUGAAUGUCUCAGAUCUCCUCUUGUAUCGCAUUGCAGGGUUAGUUUGGUUUCAAUAAAUUGCUUUUCUGCUUUGCA
Messenger RNA from Engraulis encrasicolus (European anchovy), 3373 nucleotides. RefSeq lists its product as uncharacterized. NCBI's taxonomy places the organism in Eukaryota, Metazoa, Chordata, Actinopteri, Clupeiformes, Engraulidae. Bases 254 to 2332 code for a protein of 692 amino acids. The transcript has 6 exons. Gene Ontology annotation, cellular component: nucleus. The record is from RefSeq and is a predicted model, not a curated record. Gene Ontology annotation, biological process: regulation of transcription by RNA polymerase II.